GGUGAUAAGAAUUAUAUGUGGCGGUGCACGCUAAGAUAAGCCGAUCAAGCCACAAUCUGCAGCGCAUUCAUUUGGCGCGGCAACGCGGCCAUUGUUUGUGCCAUUGGAGGUAAACACGUGAAUCCCGUCUGCACGCGGGCAAGCGACAACUUUCCCGACAACCUAACACAAGUGUGCCAGCAUAGCCGAUUUCCUCCCAUUCUCUACAUUCAACAACAUGUCUGCCGCCUUCGAAUCGUCGCUGUCAAGCAGUCAGCACCGCCAAACCAUGUCCUCUCUGGGCCCCUCCAUGGCCGACACGCUACCGAGCACCGACUUUGGCUUCGAUGAGCUGCGUGAUCGCAUGGCCAAGUUCACCGCCAAAUUCGAUGCCUUUAUUGAGCAAGGACGCAAACGUGUCCUGGAAGAACGCAACAACUUUCGCAUGAACGUCGCGGAGCUACAAGAAGACCAGCGCAUGAAGAAGCGCGACAUUGAGAUUGUCCAGGCAAAGACAUCAACCCACGCGCAGACGAUCGAGAAGGAGGAGGCGGAGACGCGGGAGAUUGAGAGUGCCAUCGAGGAGCUAGCGCGCCAGAGAGACGAGCAGAACGCGACGAGGGAGGCGCUCAAGGCACAGAUUGAGCAGACGCAGGCGGAGAUUGACAAGCGGCUCGCUGCGCAGCGAGCGUAUGCGCAACGGCAGGAGGCACAAUCGCGCUUCAACGUGCCUGAGCUGGACUUUUGGAUCCAGAAUCUGUGUUUGACCAUUCACGGCGCCGGACGCGAGGAGCGGCUCAAGUUUGUGUAUACACACAUUGACGAGAAGGACUGGGAGAGGGAAGCCUGGUUUGAGCUACUGACAGGAUCGAGGGACUACGAUAUCAAGCAUUGCCGUCCCAAGCUGGAGCGCGAGAAGGUGGAAAAGGUGCUUGACAAGGUGAAUGAGUCGAGAGAAUUAGUUGUGUUACUGAAAGGGAUGAGAGAAUUGUUUGUGGAAGCGAUCCAGGGAUGAGUCUACUGCCUUCAAAUAUGCAGCUUUGUUUUUCUAAUGAUACCAAAUUGAAACGCCCGCUUAA
Molecule: messenger RNA, 1058 nt
Organism: Emericellopsis atlantica
Lineage: Eukaryota; Fungi; Ascomycota; Sordariomycetes; Hypocreales; Bionectriaceae
Product: chromosome segregation protein Spc25-domain-containing protein
Exons: 1
Coding region: 218-994 (258 amino acids)
Biological process (GO): chromosome segregation
Cellular component (GO): Ndc80 complex
Source: RefSeq, a predicted model, not a curated record